Messenger RNA from Amphiprion ocellaris (clown anemonefish), 1691 nucleotides. It is a transcript of the gene fah, whose product is annotated as fumarylacetoacetate hydrolase (fumarylacetoacetase). Gene Ontology annotation, molecular function: fumarylacetoacetase activity. The transcript is spliced from 15 exons. Gene Ontology annotation, biological process: homogentisate catabolic process; L-tyrosine catabolic process; L-phenylalanine catabolic process. Bases 70 to 1326 code for a protein of 418 amino acids. The record is from RefSeq and is a predicted model, not a curated record. Lineage: Eukaryota; Metazoa; Chordata; Actinopteri; Pomacentridae.
GCAUUGUGUAGUGUAACUCUCAUUUGGUUACUCCGUAAGGUUGAGUGAGAUACCAGUACCAAAGAGAAGAUGUCUUUUAUAAAAGUUGACGCAGCUUCUGAUUUCUCAAUUCACAAUCUUCCCUAUGGAAUAUUCUCCACCUCUGACAAUCCCAAACAUCGCAUUGGUGUUGCCAUUGGAGACCACAUUCUGGACCUGAGUGUAAUAAAGUCUUUGUUUCAAGGACCUGUGAUUUCCAAACAUCAGGAUGUCUUUGACCAGCCCACGCUGAAUGCUUUCAUGGCUCUUGGUUAUGAGGCCUGGAAGGAAACCAGAAAGACUUUGCAAGUGUUGCUGUCAGAUUGUGAAGGUACACUGAAAGAUGACGUCAGCCUUCGGAGCAGAGCAUUUGUCCAUCAAAGUGCAGCCACCAUGCACCUUCCUGCAGACAUCGGUGACUACACUGACUUCUACUCCUCAAGAGAUCAUGCUACCAAUGUUGGCAUCAUGUUCCGGGGAAAGGAGAAUGCUCUGAUGCCUAACUGGCUGAGGCUUCCAGUGGGAUACCAUGGUAGAGCUUCAUCAGUGAUUGUAUCUGGGACCCCCAUCCGCCGCCCCUCAGGCCAAACAAGACCUGACCAAACAAAACCUCCAGUGUUUGGCCCAUCAAAGCAGUUGGACAUUGAGCUGGAGAUGGCAUUCUUUGUAGGAGGAGGGAAUCGGCUAGGGGAACCCAUUCCUAUCAACAAAGCCCAUGAGCACAUCUUUGGAAUGGUACUCAUGAAUGACUGGAGUGCUAGGGAUAUCCAGUCGUGGGAGUAUGUUCCACUGGGACCUUUCUUGGGGAAGAACUUUGGGACAACCAUCUCCCCUUGGGUCGUUCCCAUGGAGGCUCUGUUACCUUUUGCAGAACCUAACCCAGUCCAGGAUCCAGAACCCCUUCCAUACCUGCAACACCAUGAUGCUUACACUUUCAACAUCAACCUAUUUGUGUCACUACAAGGACAGAACAUGGCCGAGCCCAAAAACAUCUGCAAGUCAAACUUUAAGUACAUGUACUGGACCAUGAAGCAGCAGCUCACCCAUCACACAGUCAAUGGCUGCAAUGUCAGACCAGGAGACCUGCUGGCGUCUGGUACCAUCAGUGGCCCUGAUCCAGAGAGUUUUGGCUCCAUGCUUGAGCUAUCAUGGAGAGGAUCUAAGACCAUUGAUCUUGGAGGAGGACAAACUAGAACCUUCUUGAAUGAUGGAGAUGAAGUCACCAUCACAGGUUACUGUCAAGGAGAUGGAUACAGAGUGGGCUUUGGACCCUGCCGAGGAACCGUCCUCCCUGCUCUGUCAAACUGAAACGUACUGUUUUUACUGAUUUAUGUAGGCAUUUUUGUCGAGAUGAAGACCCAGACUCACACAGCUGCAGCUUUGAAGACUACAACAAACUUUGCUCACGCACAUCCCCACACCCCUCACUCACAUCGCUCUCUUAAUGCUACCAGUGUCAAUUAAUAAUUGAUGAGCUUUUUUCUGAUUCAGUCAAUGUAGUCUCAGAGCUUUGUAGAGUUGUAAAGUGACCUUGUUACUGAAAUCCUCUGAAAUAUUCAUCCAGCAGAGGGAUUCUCCCAUAUCAUGACACAGUGUUACUGCCCUGCCAAGAUCAGUGUUAUUGAUGACUUCAUGGACUGGCUCCCAAUUUAUAAAGACAUCAGCCAUUUUAA